AAAUCAUACCGAUCGUAAUAAAACGUAUCAUUGCGGAGAUUUUCGAGCCGAUCAGAAAGGGGCGCAUGUCCUCGAUUUAUUCGGCGGGUCCAGCAAAGAAGACGAUUCCACAACCACCCUUCUUCGUGUCGCGAUGUGGUGAAACUUCAACUGCGUAUAUUUCGCGAGUGCGAAUCUUGGGAAAUCAAUACCGCCAUGUCGGCCACGAGCACUCCGAGGAAGAAACCAGCUUUUCCUGGUUCCUUGACAGACCUUCACAGAUUCAGGAAAACAGUUCACGGCUCAGUUCACGGUCAUAAUGGAUCCAGUAGGAUCGUGAUGGUGAGGAAGACUGACCAAAGAACGUUCGCAUCGUUGAAAAACGGACAGGAGCCACAGAUUGAGACGAUAACCAGAGAGACAAUCGAAACAUUUAGAGGUCCAAGAACGGCAUGUAAAGUUACAACGGAAAAAAAAGACUGUGGGGAGGAAGUCCCCCCUGACAUUUUUGCAAAUUUGAUGAUGAAAAGUAGGAGUUGCAGUAGACUAGACAGCAAACCGACUCCAACGAAGUCGAGAUACUCCCUGAUGGACACCUUCGCCAAAGAGUGCCUCCAGGCGCACAACGAAUACCGCAAGAAACACGGCGUCCCAGCCCUCAAACUCAGCAAAGAGAUCUGUCGCGAGAGCCAGAAAUGGGCCGACCAUCUGAUCAAAGCAGGAGGCUUGGCGCACAGCAACAACGACAAAUACGGUGAGAAUAUAUUCUACAUCCAAUGCAGCAAUCCAAACUUCACGGUGAAAGGUAACGUGCCUGUGGAAAAUUGGUACAAGGAGAUAGACAAACAUCCCUUCGGCGUGGAGCCGAAAAACCUGGAAUCAGGACAUUUCACCCAGGUCGUUUGGAGGGACUCCAAGGAGCUGGGGGUUGGUUAUGCGAAGUCGGGAGGUGAAGUGAUUGUCGUGGCAAAUUAUUACCCUCCAGGAAACUACGUUGGGAGGUAUGUCGAGAACGUGCCACCUCUUGGGAGCACACCUGCCAAAGUGAGCGAACUGGCUCGUGAUGUUCACAAGAUAUCAAUCAGGGGAGCUGAUGAUUCUCUUCACGUAGGUACUUUCGAAAAAGAUUUUCUGGAAGCCCACAAUAAGUACAGGGCUUUGCAUGGUGUUGGGCCAUUGGAGUUAGAUAGGAAGUUGAGCAAAUACGCUGAAGAAUGGGCUAGGCAUCUAGCCUUCAGGAACGUUCUGGAAACGCGACCGAAUUGCAAUUACGGGGAAAAUAUAUUCAAGGUUUCAUCGACAGAUCCAUCAUUCACCCUGGAAGGAAAUGUUCCUGUUGAGAAAUGGUAUGAAGAGGGAAAGAAGCACGUUUAUGACCGAGAACCUAAUGAUUUAAGCACAGGCUAUUUCACCCAACUCAUUUGGAAGUCGAGCAAACAGUUAGGAGUUGGUAUAGCGAAACAUCAGGGCAGCAUCAUAGUCGUCGCCAAUUAUUCUCCAGCGGGUAACUUCGUUAAGCAAUUCGUUGAAAAUGUCCCUCCACCCCUAAGGCCAGGUUCAAUAUCUCCGACCAAGGCGGAAACCAACAACAACGUCCAUCACAACGAUAGGAACCAAGUCGAAUACUCCCAGUUCGCUUUGGAGGGACUGAAGGUGCACAAUGAAUAUCGUAAGAAACACGGAGUGCCAGAGAUGAGGUUGAACAAAGAGAUGUGCGAUUAUGCCCAAGAAUGGGCAGAUACUUGUGCCAGAAGCGGAAGGAUGUCUCACCGUCCAAACAGCCCUUAUGGAGAAAACAUAUUUUAUAGUUAUUCCUCAGAUACCAGCGCCACACCCAGUGCACGGGAUGCUGUGAAGGCCUGGUACGACGAGGUCAAAAUGCACACCUACGGCGUCGAAACUAUGAAUACGGGAACGCUGCAUUUCACACAGGUUGUGUGGAAAGAAAGCACCGAACUCGGCAUAGCGUUGUCCAAAAAUAAGAAGGGCGAAACAUACGUAGUGGCCAAUUAUAAUCCUAGGGGUAACUUCAUGGGACAGUUUGUUCAGAAUGUACCCAGACCUAGACAAUGACGAAUGAAAUUUUCCACCAAGAAAGUUACCUUCACUAUUUGACAGGUUUUACUAUAUUUCGAUUUAUUAUCAACUAAAAUUUUUCAAAUCGAUAUAGCACUCUAAUAUUAUGUAAUACGAAUUGUGAGAGUAAGAUUACAGACAAUUUUAGGUAAGUCUGUUCAGAAUCAGUACCUGUAAUUAAUCAAUCACUAACAAAUUUUGAAACACUUAAUCAUUCCAAAAACAUGUUCUUCCAUUCCAAAGAAAUUAUUCUAUAAGUUGCUUUCUUGAUGUGAGUCAAGUAAUUUUUUUGAAUGCCAGUAUUAGCGGAACAUUCCAAAGAUAUUUUUAAUUAUUCACUGAGAAAAGUUUUACCAAUCAAAUAUUUCCACAUAAUCGUGUGAUAGAUUCAAAAAGUGUGAUCUACUAAGACUGUUAUUGUUGUUGUCGAGUGAUAAAUGAAAUCCCUCCAAUAUCUCUUUAGUCAAUGAAUUCCAGUAGUGUGUAAGAAUCAAUUGUUAUGUACUACAGUCACAUAUUUUUUGACUUUUUUGAACUAUUUUAUCUCGCUUGAGAAUGGUGGAUGUCGAACGUCGACUUCCAGAUUGGUACUUAAGGCGUUGCUUUGCAAACUUUUGUACAGCACAUUUGAAGAGAUAGAUUAUUUCAUUCUCUGGAUUAUAUCAUUAUAAUCUUACUAUAAAAUAAAAUUUUCUUUCGGA
This is a messenger RNA of Coccinella septempunctata (seven-spotted ladybird), 2756 nucleotides long. RefSeq lists its product as uncharacterized. The coding region runs from base 196 to 2052 and encodes 618 amino acids. The transcript has 7 exons. The record is from RefSeq and is a predicted model, not a curated record. Gene Ontology annotation, cellular component: extracellular region. NCBI's taxonomy places the organism in Eukaryota, Metazoa, Arthropoda, Insecta, Coleoptera, Coccinellidae.